AUGCUAACUAAUUUUGGAUCAUUUCCUAUUCAAAAUCUUCCCCCAGAAUCAAAAACUACCUUCCUUAGCAUUCUCGCUGGACUCUCGUUACUGGUAACUGCUGGCAUUGCCACUUAUUCAAAUGGAAAAAAAUUCAAAAAAUUUCAAAAUUACGCUUUAAAUUUAGAAUCUCAAAUAAAUUCUUUGCUCAUAACGCAAACUUUACGCGCCGACCAAAAUUUUGAGGAUAUGGGGGCGCAAAAUUUAGCUGCGGGUGCAUUGAAAGGAAAAGGACGAAUUGCUUUAAAUCCACUUGUUUUUUAUUCGAAAGAAAAAAUGGAAUUGGUUACAAUAUUACAUGUAGGAGAAGAUAUGUGUGGACAUAGUGGAAUUGUACACGGAGGAUAUUUAUCUACAAUAAUGGAUGAAUUGCUCGCAAGAACCGUUUUCCCUUCAUUACCAGAAAAAAAUGGUGCAACGGCUUAUCUACAUGUAAAUUUUCGUAAACCUUGUAAAACCGAUCAGAUAUUAAUCGGCCGAGCAAAAGUUACCAAAAUUGAACGUAAAAAAGGGUUCGUGAAAGGCAGUUUGGAAACUUUGGAUAAUGAAAUAUUAGUUGAUGGUGAUGCUUUGUUUAUCAGUGUUAAGAAGUUAUAA
Diversispora eburnea is the source of this 636-nucleotide messenger RNA. The record is from the annotation of a GenBank genome assembly. NCBI's taxonomy places the organism in Eukaryota, Fungi, Glomeromycota, Glomeromycetes, Diversisporales, Diversisporaceae.